CUGAACAGUAGCUAGUCGAUCAGCGAAGCAAAAGCCUGAAGAUGUUCCGUAUGGACAUUCAUCCAAAAAUACAGCGGAUGGUUUCCCAACUUUGUUUUUUUGGGUUUUGGCAUAAGGGAGAUGUGGUGACAGCUGGAGAAAAGAGAAUGAAAUUAUUUUACAUAAUUUACUUUGGUCUGUUCCCAUUUAUAUUGGCAUCAGGAGGUGUUAUGACUCAAAAUACAAGUGAAAAAACAUUUUCAAUUGAAGUGACUAUAGUCACUGCCGUUUUAGAGCUCAGACUAUGGUACAUUAUCUCGAAGAAAGAGCAAAUAUGCGAACUAUUGAAUCGAAUUUCUAAAUUUCGUCUUGUCGAUCAGGAGACAUUUACGAUAAUUGACAAAAAAAGGACAGUUUUUAUGAAAUUUUUGAGUUUUUUCAUAACCACCUGCUCUCUAGCCUCAGUUUAUGUCGCAUUGGUAGCACCGUUUUUGGGUUCCGAAAAGAAACUAUUUUUAAUCAUCUCGAUUCCGUCUAAUUGGAAAUACAACGAACUUGCAUAUUGGAUGGGAUUUUUCUGCAUUGCUAUUCAAGAGUUCAUAGCAGCUACCGUGGUAUUGUUCGGUGCGAUUGUUUGGUAUUUAAUGGCCAACUGUGCUUGGCAGUUCGAAGUACUGGGGGAUCGAAUUUCAAAAAUGGGCGAGAUACGAACAAAUUUCGAUGACCGAUCAAUAACCGAUACAGAAAGAGAUAUUGUGUAUAGUCGAGACCUAAUUGAAAUGGCUGCGUUGUACAUUCAUGUGAAACUGAUUACAAAACAGCUGGAAGCUUUUCUAUCAAAACUCUUUGUUGUCCAGAUAGCGACUGGUUCCGUAUGCAUUUGUCUAUCAACAUACAGCAUAGCAUUUUUCGAAGGUGAUAAUUUCUACGGAAUGUUUGUGUAUCUCACUGGUAUGAUGUAUAGCAUUUUCGACAUAUUCACGAUUACGUUCCUGGGUAAUGAAAUAGUGCUGGCAAGCAAUAAACUAUCAUAUCGUUUGUAUGAAUCGUGUUGGAUUGGUCGAGGGCGCUCCAUCAGAUCGAACGUGCUGCUUUUUGGAACAUUACUGAAGAAACCACACCAGAUGAUUAUUUUAAAAAUGUUUCCACUCACACUGGACACAUUUUCCAAGAUUCUAAAUUCAGCCUACAGUAUGUUCAACAUUUUGCAGCGCUUCAAAUAGGAUCUGACUUUAAGGCUGCCAGUUCUCAUCUAUGAUACAAUCCAAAUAGAUGGAGCCAUUCUCUUUUCAUUCUAAAUGACAGUAGAAAUUUUGUCACAUCACAGUCGGCCACCAUACAAUAUUGUGUUCGUCGUGAUAAAAAAAAAUGUUUUUAAUUAAUUUCAACAAAACAGUAGCUAUUUAUGCAACAAGCUCUGAAAUGAGAUUGUUUCUAUCACAAAAUGUGACAAAACAACCCAAUUUUGCAACCUGUUGCAUACAACGUUUUCUGUGACAAGCUGCAAAAAGUGAACUUUUUAAAUGCAAAUCACCCGUACAUCAUUAGAUUUUGGAAAUUGUUAUCGUCACUACCGCAAAUUUAGCCGAUGGUGCAGCCUGCAAGUCAGUCUUUUAAGCUAAAAAAACAGUUCAUUUGUUUAUAAAUUAAUCACACACAGUCCAUGAAAAUAUUGUUCGUGGGAAGUGACCAGAAUUAAACGUGAAAUAGUGCUCAAAUCCAUAAUCUAUACUCGUAGUUUUUUAACUAUACUAUAAUCACAGAAACCGUUUUCAAAUGAUCAUUCACUGCCACAGUGUAUAUUCAUCCAAAAAUUUAAUUUUUUAGGUCUGUUCCGUUCUACAAAAAUAACUUUUUGUUCUAAAAAUUUAGUUAAAUAAUUGUGGUUUAUGUGGUCUACCACAUAUUUUCGUAUUGUGGAUUUUCAAAUAACAAUUGCUUUCAUCAAUUGAUUAUUCGAUAUUUCAAUAAUUUUCAUUCAUUCACUAGCAGCAAUUGGUUUCUGCCUGUAACCACUAGUCAUUUUUGGUCACCAGUUACCAAAAGUAACUCGUUUUGUAACUAGUGACAAAACGUACAAGAUCUAGUGAAAAAGACCUUUUAUACGUCACCUAAAUCACGAAUGAAAAAGUGCACUUUUCGCAGCUCAGUUGCAGAAAAACUUAUUUUAUGUAUACGUGAGAAAUUAUUGGAGAGCUAUGAUAUGAAUCGGUCGGUAGGGAAAGUAAACGGUGGAGAAGGAAAGUAACGGUUAGGAAGGAAUGCAUCAACACGCUCUAACGUAUACAGAAAAAUAUCUUUCAAAAUACCCCAAUACACACAAGAUGUGUGUGUAUUGGGGUAUGUAGAAAUAUACUUAUUUACUUAGUCACCUAUUCAAC
This is a messenger RNA of Bradysia coprophila, 2360 nucleotides long. RefSeq names its product putative odorant receptor 71a. Gene Ontology annotation, biological process: sensory perception of smell; detection of chemical stimulus involved in sensory perception of smell. Gene Ontology annotation, molecular function: olfactory receptor activity; odorant binding. NCBI's taxonomy places the organism in Eukaryota, Metazoa, Arthropoda, Insecta, Diptera, Sciaridae. The record is from RefSeq and is a predicted model, not a curated record. Gene Ontology annotation, cellular component: plasma membrane.